AUAUACCUCCAGUCUGCUCCUGCCAUUCAGUUCCGUUCAGUCCGUCCAGGUCGACUGGUCUAAAAUUAAUAAACAUAAUUUCACUUUCCAGAAGCUCAAAGAAGCUACCGAAAAGAUGACGAAUUACAAGCUGAUCUAUUUCGACCUUACUGGCCUUGGAGAGCCCAUUAGAUUCAUGCUGAGCUACGGAGGAGUCAAGUUCGAGGAUAAACGAAUCAAUUCCGAAGAAUGGAAGGAGCUGAAGCCUCAAAUUCCCAUGGGCCAACUACCAGUUCUGGAGAUCGAUGGGAAGAAGUAUUAUCAGUCGAAGGCCAUCGGCCGGUUUCUGGCCAAGAAAUUCGAUCUUUAUGGGUCCGACGAAUUCGAAGCCAUGGAGAUCGACGCCGUCGUUGACACCAUUGACGACCUCAGGCAAGCCUUAGUUUCCUACACCUUCGAGGAGGAUCCUGACGUUAAAGCCAAGCUCAAGGAGAAGAACUCUCCGAAGGUCCCGUUAUUCCUGGAGAAGCUGGAGUCCUUGGUAGAGAGAAAUGGAGGAUAUUUCGUUGGAGGAAAGCUAUCGUGGCCGGACAUCGUAUUCGCGGCUCACUCAAAAUUUGCCUCACACAUGUUGGAGGGGGAUGUGUCGAAGGAUCAUCCCGAACUGAAGAAAUUGACCGAUAAGGUCCUGGCUAUUCCAAAUAUCAAAAAGUACGUCGACGGCCGACCGGACACACGAGUCUAAAAUAGAAGAUCGAAAAGUUUAAUGGAAUUCUGCUUCACCAUCUAGAAGAUCUCGAGAUAUAAUAGAGAGGGUGAGGAGGGAAAAAAUAUGGUUCCCGGCCUCGCAAUAAAUGUCAAUUAUUUCUACCAUUA
Messenger RNA from Orussus abietinus, 855 nucleotides. Its product is annotated as glutathione S-transferase. Gene Ontology annotation, biological process: glutathione metabolic process. Gene Ontology annotation, molecular function: glutathione transferase activity. NCBI's taxonomy places the organism in Eukaryota, Metazoa, Arthropoda, Insecta, Hymenoptera, Orussidae. The coding region runs from base 116 to 724 and encodes 202 amino acids. The record is from RefSeq and is a predicted model, not a curated record. The transcript has 5 exons.